Messenger RNA from Coffea eugenioides, 2403 nucleotides. Its product is annotated as probable auxin efflux carrier component 1b. Bases 247 to 2046 code for a protein of 599 amino acids. Gene Ontology annotation, molecular function: auxin efflux transmembrane transporter activity. Lineage: Eukaryota; Viridiplantae; Streptophyta; Magnoliopsida; Gentianales; Rubiaceae. Gene Ontology annotation, biological process: auxin export across the plasma membrane; auxin polar transport. The transcript is spliced from 6 exons. Gene Ontology annotation, cellular component: plasma membrane; endoplasmic reticulum. The record is from RefSeq and is a predicted model, not a curated record.
UUAACAAGCUUGUAACUCCAUUGCAUCUUCCUCGAUAUAACUCACUAGUUUCCCCUUGAUCUUCUACUUUUAUAAAUCAUCAUAAAGCAGCAAGAGAAGGCCAUAUGUUUUAAGUCUGUUCUUGAAGAAAAAGAGGAGACUGAGUGAAAGUUUAAAUCUUUCUUGCGAAAUCCUAUCUGGGGUUUCUGAAUCAUCUCAUUUUCUUGUGUUUGCAACCCAGGAAAACCCGUCAGGAGACAAGAAAAAAUGAUCACCAUUACAGACCUUUACCAUGUUCUUACUGCUGUUGUUCCCUUGUAUGUGGCCAUGAUCUUAGCCUAUGGAUCAGUGAGAUGGUGGAAAAUUUUCAGCCCAGACCAAUGUUCAGGGAUCAAUAGAUUUGUGGCUCUUUUUGCUGUUCCUCUGCUUUCUUUUCACUUCAUAUCUACCAACAAUCCAUAUGCUAUGAACUACAGGUUCAUAGCAGCUGACACUCUUCAGAAAAUCAUUGUUCUUGUUGUUCUAGCUAUCUGGGCAAGGACUAGCUCAAGAGGAUCCCUUGAAUGGUCCAUUACUCUGUUUUCCUUGUCCACACUCCCUAACACACUUGUUAUGGGGAUUCCUCUGCUGAAGGGCAUGUAUGGUGAUGCGUCAGGAAGCCUAAUGGUUCAAAUAGUUGUGCUUCAAUGCAUCAUUUGGUACACAUUGAUGCUUUUCUUGUUUGAGUACAGAGGUGCAAGAAUGCUCAUUGCUGAGCAGUUUCCUGACACUGCAGGCUCUAUUAUCUCGUUCAAAGUUGAUUCCGAUAUCAUCUCUUUGGAUGGUAAAGAGCCAUUACAGACUGAAGCUGAGGUUGGUGAAGACGGGAAGCUUCAUGUAACUGUGAGAAAAUCCACUAGUUCAAGGUCCGAAAUCUUCUCGAGGAGAUCUCAUGGGCCUAAUUCUGGUCUUUCAAUGACUCCUAGACCAUCAAACCUGACUAAUGCAGAGAUAUAUUCUCUUCAGUCAUCAAGAAAUCCAACUCCAAGGGGUUCAAGCUUUAAUCACACUGAUUUUUAUUCCAUGGUAAAUGGAAAGAAUGCUAGCAAUGUCAGUCCAAGGCAAUCAAAUUUUGGGAACAUGAACUUUGAUGAGGAGAAUGGUUUAGGUGGUUUUGGGAAUCUCUCCAAAGCUAAUGGGGUUUGCGGACAGGGAAAUGCAGGGUACCCUGCUCCAGCUAGUGCCGGAAUAUUUUCUCCAGUAUCCGGUCCGGGGGCGAAAAGGAAGGCUAAUGGGACUGAUGGUGGCAAAGAUCUUCACAUGUUUGUUUGGAGCUCAAGUGCUUCACCAGUUUCUGAAGGAGGGAUUCAUGUGUUCAGGGGAGGAGACUACGGAAAUGAUCUUGGAGUCGGAGCUCACCCAAAAGAUUAUGAUGAUUUUGGAAGAGAUGAAUUUAGCUUUGGAAACAGACCAGGAGCAAAUGGAGAUGACCGUGAAGGGCCAGUAUUGUCCAAGCUUGGUUCAAGUUCCACAGCUGAGCUCCAUCCUAAAGCCAGUGCUCAAGACAUCAAGGCAACUGCUAUGCCCCCUGCUAGUGUCAUGACCAGACUAAUUUUGAUAAUGGUCUGGAGGAAACUCAUUAGGAAUCCCAAUACUUAUUCCAGUCUAUUUGGGUUGACAUGGUCCCUGGUCUCAUUCAGGUGGGGUAUACAAAUGCCUGCAAUAAUUGCCAAAUCCAUUUCCAUACUAUCUGAUGCUGGUCUUGGAAUGGCCAUGUUUAGUCUUGGUUUAUUCAUGGCCUUGCAGCCCAAAAUCGUUGCCUGUGGAAAAACAGUUGCUGCUUUCUCAAUGGCAGUUCGCUUCCUCACCGGACCUGCUGUCAUGGCUGCUGCCUCAAUCGCAGUUGGAUUGCGAGGCGUCUUAUUACACAUUGCCAUUGUUCAGGCUGCUCUUCCACAGGGAAUUGUUCCUUUUGUCUUUGCAAAGGAGUACAACGUUCAUCCAGACAUACUGAGCACAAUGGUUAUAUUUGGGAUGUUAAUAGCUCUACCAAUCACUCUAGUCUACUACAUUUUGCUGGGGCUCUGAAGUCUGAACUCUGAAGUUGGAAGUGGUAGUAAAGCUGCUGGAACUAAAACUUACUACUAAUCACAAAUGGAAUGACCCUUUUGACAUGGGGUUUUUUUGGCAUCUAACAGAGCAUAGAAUAUUCAGUAACCUAGUAGAUGACAUUAUGAGAAGAUGGUAGAAAAGGUGGAGUUGGAGACGAGAAUUGAGACAAGGCAACUGAUAAUAGAGAAGAAGAAGCAGAAGGAAGAAAAUGUAAAAUAUGACCAUUGGGCAGCAGCUCAGCUUAGCUUAGAAAAUCGUUGAUGGCUUUCUUUUUCCCCUUUUCUGGAGAUUGUGCUCUCUUUUGCUGCUACUUCUGUUCUUUUCAUGAAGAAA